CUCUCUUCUCUGUUCCCUAACUUCAUCCCACUCUGCAACAGAUCCCUCCACUCGUUUGGGAUGUCACUCGUUUGACAGCAGCAAAACAUUCGCUAUCAGCACAUCCAAUGACCAGCGGACAACUUCGACGAGAAAUCAACGUCCACAUAUCACACUCUUUGUGAUCUGAACGGCACCGAGACCAGCCAAACAAUGGACAAUCAAGAUGGGUUCCAUCAUGGCUUGGAGAAGCGGAUAAUCCAGGAAGUCUUUGACAAGCUUCUGAGCCCAUUGUGCAAGGCCUUUCCCAAGGCACCAGGUUGUCCUACGCCAGAAGAGCCAGUGGAGGCGCCGCCGCAGUCAACAACGCCGACAACAACGCCGACGACAACACCGGCACCAGCCGCAACUUCACCUCCUGCAGUUAUAGCACCACCUCCAGCCGCAACAAAGACUCAGCCCGCGAGUCCUCCCGUUGUGACACAGCCACCGGUAGUGGUAGCACCGCCAGCCACUACUGCUCCCGCAGUCGUGAAGCCCUCGUCAGCCAGCAUCACGCCGCAGCCAACGAAGGGAGCUGAAAAAGGAUCAGGAUCGAAUCCUGGAACUAAAUCGGGUGAAGGAUCUGGACAAGGCAACGGAUCAGGAAGUGGCCCUGGUUCGAAUGGUGCGGAUAAGGGUAACGCCGGAAAUGCGGGGAAUGAUGGAUCCAACUCUGGCAAGGGAGCCACGGGACCUGUCGGAUCUGAUAACGACAACAGCACCACCGUUCCACCACCGAGCAUGACUUCGGAUACGACUGCAGUACAGCCCACGGCUACCUCAGCCAGCUUUGAUGGGAAUGCAUUUUUUCCUGGGAACGUUGUUCUCGCCGCCCCAAUGGCAGUCCCGAGUCAGUCAUCCGAGUCGGGCGAAGAUACGGUUGGGGAUGGUACCUCGGGGGAUGGGGAUAAUUGGGCGCAGGGUUCUCAGCCUUCGGCCACCUCCUAUAACUCAGCAAUCCAACAUAACGGCCAAGCCAUUUCUACUACGCUCUCCACUGCAUGGAUCGCCGCAGGCACUCCAACAAGCAUCCCAUCAGUAGAAAGCACCAUCCCUGGGCAAGCAUCUGGAUCUGAUGACCCCUCACGGGGCAACCCAGACCUUUAUCCUACCCCCGGCUCAACUCACACGCCAGCGGGUGGAGGUUCUACCACAGGAAAUAGCGACAGUCCCACUGGGGACUCGCCUAAUACCAGCAGCACGGGUCUUGUAUCUGGUAUUGCCGGUGGUGUCAUCACCAUUGUGGUCCUCUUCUUUGUUCUGUUCCUUCUCCUCUACAAAUACCGCCGCAACGCCCGCGUCCAGAACUUCCUCAUCAAGUACACCCCCCUGAAAGUAGCCGCCUACACGAAGCGUGACAAGAAGCGAUCCUCGAUGGGCAAAGGCCUGCUGCUCGAGGACGAGGAGCCAUCAUCACCCACCAUGACCGAGAAAGGGAAGAACGUCAACUACGGCACCAUCCUGCCCGCCCCCGUCACGCAACCCAACCCCACCGCCAGCCGCGCCCCUACCAAAGCCAUCCCACCGCCCGGCCUCGACACGGCUCACGGCCUCAGGUCCCCGACGCCCAAUGAAAACCGUCACAGCAUGUUCGAACGCGUGUCCACCAGCAUGUCCGAUUACUUCCCGCAACCCCCCUCGCCGACGCACUCCCACCACUCGCGCGGCAACAGCGUCGAAUCGCUCGGCGGCGUCAGUAUUGCUAGCAGCGGCAUCUUUUCCGCCUCCAUGCUGCCGCCUUCUACUGCCUGCAGCAAUAGUACCGCGUCCUGGGCGUUGCCGCCGAGCACGUCGCAUAGUCAGGCGAUGCAGUUUCAGCCGUUGCAGCCUAUGCCGAUGCCGAUGAGACAGUCGGGGUUGUCGACGCAGAUGUCGUCGAUGGCGCCGAGGGAAGGGCAGGCGGGUCCGUCGAAUUGGCGGGAUAGACCGGAUUCGUGGGGGUUCUGAUCUGAUUUUCUCUUUUUCUUUCCUUUGUUGAAUGGAGAGGGAAAAGAAAAAAAAAGAACACGGAUGAUGAGCACGAUUCGAGGCGAAGCGAAAAUUGGGAAGGGGGGAGAGUAGGUGGUGUAUGAGUACGGGCAAGUGUCAUGUCGUUGGCAAUGGCAAAACUACCUAUGCAUUUGCAAGCACACGGAUUGAUGUUGCGGUGUUUCUGGGGAAAAUCAAAUGCUUACAACAGGGACACUUAUGGAGAGGAGGAGGGGGGAUUGGCGGGGCAGGGACUUAAUCAGCUUUGGGUUUCUCGCGCCUCGUGUACACGACUUCAGAAAGACUUUGUUACUACUCGCCUGGUCUAGUACCUUGUCGGUUAACCAUGUAUCCGCCCGUCAAGUUACGUAGUUGGGUAGCUGUUAAUGAUAGUGUGUAAUGAAGUUACUGUUGACU
Neurospora tetrasperma FGSC 2508 is the source of this 2406-nucleotide messenger RNA. RefSeq lists its product as uncharacterized. The record is from RefSeq and is a predicted model, not a curated record. The transcript has 2 exons. NCBI's taxonomy places the organism in Eukaryota, Fungi, Ascomycota, Sordariomycetes, Sordariales, Sordariaceae. Bases 193 to 1968 code for a protein of 591 amino acids.